UAAAUUAAAGCUUGGGCUUGGCAAUGGUUUUUGCACCGAAAUCAGUCCAAGUUCAUCCCCCCAAUAUAGCCAUAAACUAUUCUUCUCUUUUGGGGCACUCUUUUAUAUAUUGGUUGAACCGAUCCCCAAUAAAGAAUUGCCAUAAUUAUUAGAGAUUAAUUAACAAUAAUGGAGUGGAGAAAGUGUUAUUUGGAUGUGAUUUUGGUCCCUGUUGGGUGUUUGAUAUGCAUUGGGUACCAUGUUUGGUUGUGGCAUAAGGUCCGGACGCAGCCGCUCACCACCACCAUCGGAACCAACGCCGCCGGCCGCCGCCUCUGGGUCUCCGCCAUCAUGAAGGAUAAUGAGAAGAAAAACAUAUUGGCGGUCCAAACCCUCCGAAACACAAUCAUGGGGUCAACCCUAAUGGCCACCACCUCCAUCCUCCUCUCCUCCGGCCUCGCCGCCGUGAUAAGCAGCACCUACAGCAUCAAGAAGCCGCUAAACGACGCCGUGUACGGCGCCCACGGCGAGUUCAUGGUGGCGCUCAAGUACGUGGCCCUCCUCCUCGUCUUCCUCUUCUCCUUCCUCAGCCACUCCCUCUCCAUCCGGUUCAUAAACCAGGUCAACUUCCUCAUCAACUGCCCGCCGGACAGCCUGGGAGUGGUGUGCCCGGAGUACGUGUCGGAGCUACUGGAGAAAGGCCUGACGUUGAACACCGCCGGGAACCGCCUGUUCUACGGCGCGCUUCCGUUAAUGCUGUGGAUUUUUGGGCCUGUGCUGGUGUUCUUGUGUUAUGUCACCCUGGUGCCUGUGCUUUACAAUCUGGAUUUCGUUUUCGCUGCCGCUAAAGGGAAGGGGAAGAUGAAGCCUGCGGAUAAUUAUCAUGAAAAUGAUAGUGAUUGUGAUAAUAAUGGGCCUGUAAAUGUGUAAUAAUUAAUGAUGAUCAUAUCAUAUAAUAAUAAUAAUAAUAAUGAGAUAAACCUUGUAUGUAGUAGUACUUGUAAACUUUGUCUUUAUUAUAUUUUUUAGAUUAUGGUGAGAUAUAACUUUUAGUGUAA
This is a messenger RNA of Ipomoea nil (Japanese morning glory), 1037 nucleotides long. RefSeq lists its product as uncharacterized. The transcript is spliced from 2 exons. The coding region runs from base 169 to 909 and encodes 246 amino acids. NCBI's taxonomy places the organism in Eukaryota, Viridiplantae, Streptophyta, Magnoliopsida, Solanales, Convolvulaceae. The record is from RefSeq and is a predicted model, not a curated record.